AUGAAUUCACCUUACACAGCUAUGCAGUAUUACCCAGAGUUUCCCUUUCAUCGACUCAGGGACCCUCCAUCCCGUUUGUCCUGGAGAGAGAGCUCAUUCCUCACUACCAUGUCCCAGAAUCCGUCAGCACAGACAACUGACUUCUUCAGCCAAGACGUAUUCAACCAGCUGUUUGAUAUGCUUGACCAAUCUGCCAUUCAUUCAGUCCAGCCCAUUGAGCUGAACUUCACAGACAGCCCAACAGAUGGGUCUGCAGGAAACACCAUUCAGAUCAGUAUGGACUGCAUAACCAUGCAUGAGCCAGAUGAGACACUUUCUUCACAGUAUACAAACCUGGGGCUCCUGAACAGCAUGGAUCAGAACAUUCAGAACGGUGGCUCAACCUCUACCAGCCCCUACAACAACGACCAUGCACAGAACAGCGUGACAGCCCCAUCACCCUACGCCCAGCCAAGCUCCACCUUUGAUGCCCUUUCUCCCUCACCAGCUAUCCCAUCCAACACAGAUUACGCUGGACCUCACACUUUCGAUGUGUCCUUCCAGCAGUCUAGUACAGCAAAGUCUGCCACCUGGACGUACUCAACAGAACUGAAGAAGUUAUACUGCCAAAUUGCCAAGACAUGUCCCAUUCAGAUCAAAGUCCUGACCACCCCUCCACAGGGUGCUGUUAUCAGAGCCAUGCCUGUUUACAAGAAAGCUGAACAUGUGACCGAGGUGGUGAAACGCUGCCCGAACCACGAGCUCAGCCGCGAGUUCAAUGAUGGUCAGAUCGCUCCUCCCAGCCAUCUGAUCCGCGUGGAGGGAAACAGCCAUGCCCAGUAUUUGGAGGACUCCAUCACUGGAAGACAGAGUGUAUUAGUUCCGUACGAGCCUCCCCAGGUGGGGACAGAAUUCACAACAAUUUUGUACAACUUCAUGUGCAACUCGAGCUGCGUGGGUGGAAUGAACAGACGCCCAAUUCUCAUCAUUGUCACUCUGGAAACCAGAGAUGGUCAGGUAUUAGGCCGCCGGUGCUUCGAGGCCAGGAUCUGCGCCUGCCCGGGCAGAGACCGCAAGGCAGACGAGGACAGCAUCCGCAAGCAGCACGUAACAGACGCCACAAAGAGCAGUGAGGGUACGAAACGCCCCUUCCGCCAGGUGUCCCAUGGCAUACAGAUGUCCACUAUCAAGAAGAGAAGAUCUACAGAUGAGGAGGUUUUUUGUUUGCCUAUCAAAGGCCGUGAAAUUUAUGAGAUUUUGGUAAAAAUCAAAGAGUCUCUGGAACUCAUGCAGUUUCUUCCGCAACAUACCAUAGAAUCAUACCGACAGCAGCAGCAAAAUCUACUUCAGAAACAGACCUCAAUGCCGUCUCAGCCCUCCUUCGGCUCGAGCUCCCCAACUCACGGAAAAGUAAACAAGCUGCCCUCCGUCAGCCAGCUCAUCAACCCCCAGCAGCGUAACACACUCACCCCAUCCAGCAUGUCUGGAGGCCUGACUGACAUGACUCCUAUGAUGGGCACUCACAUCCCCAUGAAUGCUGACAUGAGUUCACUGAGCCCCACACAUGCACUGCAGCCACAGCUACCCCUGGUGCCUUCUUCCCACUGUACCCCCCCUCCUCCAUACCCCAUGGACAGCAGCAUCUCAAGCUUCCUUAUACGGCUGGGCUGCGCAGGCUGCUUGGACUACUUCACAGCACAGGGCCUAACCAACAUCUACCAGAUUGAGAACUAUAACAUGGAGGACCUGUCCAGGCUUAAGAUCCCUGCAGAGUUCCAGCACAUCAUCUGGAAGGGCAUCAUGGAGCACCGACAGGCCAUGGAUUUUUCCCCACCUCCCCACAUAGUGCGCACCACCAGUGGGGCCUCCACUGUCAGCGUAGGCUCCUCCGAGGCCCGAGGCGAGCGCGUCAUCGACGCCGUACGCUUCACCCUGCGCCAGACCAUCUCCUUCCCGCCGCGCGACGAGUGGUCCGACUUUUCCUUCGACCUGGAUUCUCGCCGCAACAAACAGCAGCGCAUCAAGGAGGAGGGAGAGUAAGACGGCCUCUGUCUUGUUCUCAAUGUUGCCAUUUCUCAUUUCAUGCCUGCCUUUGGAACAUUUCAUUUGAAAACCUGGUAUUAGUGCGAAUCCUGCUGAGAACAAAACACAUAUUCACAUACAUAGAAAUGCACUUAUUUUCAUUGUUUUUCUGGUUCUCGUUAUCGCAGAGAAAUGAAUGGUGUUGGGCAAAGGUGCAUUUUAUUAUGUUGUAAUUUCUUGAGAGCACUUAAGAAAUGCUGAGGAUUUCAAGAUUGCUUUGAGGUUUUGUUAAGUGUUCACGAUUCAUUCCCAUGUAACUGGAAGCAAAAUUUGCAUUAAAGGGCUUAUUAGGGCUUAUAUUUCUGCUAUGGGCCAUAGCAAAAUUGUAUUUUAGUUUGUAAUACUUUGUAAUAAGUUUUCACCAUUAUGGUUGUACAAGUUAGUCAAGUACACUGGUUUUCAUUUGUGGCAGACGUCAGCAUUGAUUGUAUACAUUUCAAACAUUUCCUGUCAGAAGUAUUAUGUCAGUUGAUGGGCAAUUUGUUUUCUGCUGUAGCUUCUAUAUUUUGCUUUUUUUUAUGUCUGUUGUGAGACCAAUGCAUCACCUUAUUGUGUCAGGUUGUGAAGUAUGUGUGCUUAAGUGACAGAUGGUCGUUCAUUUGAUGUAGCCAUAUAUAGGCCUAAUGCUCUUGACCCAGUGUUUUACUGCACAGUGAUACUAUGACUGAUGUUUUCUUUGAUCCUGUUUUACUACUGUGUGAAAGUGGUUGUGAUUGCAUUUUAAGAGCAGGCUGUUGCUCUUGCAGUGGAUGCCUAGCAAAAGUAUUUUUUUUAUUCAUGAACCAUGUUUUGGUAGAGGUUUAUUUCAUUUGAUAACUGGCCAAAACCUACGAUAUACUGUAAAUGUAUAUACAUUUGUAUAGUUCUUUUUUGAAAGUCUCCCUAAAGAAAAUGCAUGAUUUUCACCAUGGAACAAAGCAUACUGAUGUGAAUAUUGACUGGUAGCUUUACCAGUGAGAACAAUGUUUGUAUUAAUUCAGAUGAGUGCAUGCAGUGUGUACUACACAUUAGCCCGUAGCCCAUUUUCAUCAUUGUUUCAAGUAGUCAACAUUGUUAGAAAGCAAAAACAUUUGCAUUUUCAUAUUUUUGUACAAUGUAUUGUAAAUAUGUUGCAAUAUAC
Molecule: messenger RNA, 3181 nt
Organism: Xiphias gladius (swordfish)
Lineage: Eukaryota; Metazoa; Chordata; Actinopteri; Istiophoriformes; Xiphiidae
Gene: tp63
Product: tumor protein p63
Exons: 14
Coding region: 1-2019 (672 amino acids)
Biological process (GO): apoptotic process; protein tetramerization; regulation of transcription by RNA polymerase II
Cellular component (GO): nucleus
Molecular function (GO): RNA polymerase II cis-regulatory region sequence-specific DNA binding; protein binding; DNA-binding transcription factor activity, RNA polymerase II-specific
Source: RefSeq, a predicted model, not a curated record